Botrytis cinerea B05.10 is the source of this 951-nucleotide messenger RNA. RefSeq lists its product as hypothetical. The record is from RefSeq and is a predicted model, not a curated record. Bases 232 to 588 code for a protein of 118 amino acids. The transcript is spliced from 3 exons. NCBI's taxonomy places the organism in Eukaryota, Fungi, Ascomycota, Leotiomycetes, Helotiales, Sclerotiniaceae.
GGUAAGAGCUCAUCAAAGUCAUUUCGGUACAACCCCGCCGAAGUUGUUCCAAAGGCCUUCAGCCUCUUUCAGAGUUUAGACUUCGUGGGGACUGCAGCAGAUAGAGUUUUGUGACAACUUUGUCGGUAUACGGUAUCUAUCUGUCCUGGACGGGGUGUACACGGUAAGGUUUAAUUAAUAUCGGUCUAUCUACGCAGCGCCAGUCAUACCGGUAGGUAUCCCAGGCCUCUUAUGUCUAUAUAUCCCAUAUUCCAGAGACUGCAGACGACUUCCCUCCAGCUUUCUAUUCAAUCAUUCUCUCAACUCUCUCUACUUCUUAAUCAGAUAUCCAAUCUUUACUUUUUCUUUCACAUCUUUACCAAUCACAAGACUCCACCAUCAACAUGCCUUCCAUCCUCAUCAAGACCAUUGCUCUCCUCUCCCUUGCCAGCUUCACACUCGCUGACCUUCACACCAACGGAAUCUGCGUGGACUACAAAGGCGGAGCCAAUGUAUACAACGCUGAUGCCACAGCCGCCACCUGCACAAACUACAAGAACAGAAACACAGGUUCAAAACAAUGGGACCAAUGCCCAGAUUGCACCAUGAUCACAACUGGUAUUCCACAUUGCCAAUCUGCUGAUUGGCAUAUUGGUGGUGAUGAGUUGAGCUACUAUUGCAAGCAGAACGGAGCAGGUGGAUCUUUGGCAAACUAAGUGCCUGAGGUGAUGUUACUGGAAGAAAGAAGUGUAUUUUUUAUUGGAGGGAAUUCUUGGCGAGCUUUUGGGGGAGGAAGAUCUUGGUAAAUACUUGUUCAGCGAAGCGAAAUUUGAAGGAUUCAUGGCAAGACGCUAUGUGUUUGAUUCAUUCACAUAUCGAAUGAUCUAAUCGGUAAUAGAGUAUGACUAUCAUAAGAGAUGGAGAUUCAAAUGAUACACUUUUGAUCAAUUAAAAAAUAAGCAUGAUUUUCCA